AUGGCUCAAGCCAUAGUCCACCGAUAUCUGUCUUGUGAUUCAUACAACAGGAUCGAGGUGUGGAUCGCGCAAACAAAUGCUGAACUUGCCAGCUCCAGACCAGUUCCCACUUUCAAGCACCCUUCGCCUCAACCCAGCAGGUUUCCUAGGUUCUCGCGAACUCACCUCGCUCACGUCCAAAGCAAGCACCGCCCACCCGACUUUAUAACACGGGGAACGAACCAGGAAGACCUCGAAUCCAACUCCGUUACAGUGAAAGAAGAACGACUUGAUCGGGAAAGCCCAACAGUCUGUGGGUUUUUACUGAAUAUGAACCCUGAUAUUACCACAGAGAAGAGCCAGGAACAGCUGCUGGGUCGUGAGAGUCGGCCGAGACCGUCCAAGCUGGGAUGGUUUGAACAGUCAGUUGCAUCACUGGCAACUGACCUGGCAUCAACUUCCUACACUUCAAACAAGGAUCAUCACGGAUAUGAACGCCGUCCUCGACACAGAACCAAGAACGAUCGAUAUGAGUAUAAGAACAAGAAAGUCGGCGGGAGAAAUUACCGUGUCUCGAAGCGAGUGAAAAGGCCAACCAACGACACCUUCCAUGCUUCCAAUGUACCCUGUGAUCGACUGACAUUGAAUCAUCGGGGUAUCCAGGGAAUUUUCCAAAAGGGAAAGGCAUCAGCCCCUGUCAAAUCCCGUACCAGCGGUCCGAUGCCGGACCUUUUCGGUUUCGACACACCUAUGGCUGCAUGGAACUUGCACCCGGCCCCUAGGCUCGGAUUCUCUGAAAGCGAAUUCCUGCUUGGAAAGUCAGUUUCCGACCGGAUCUCCAGCAGCAGGACCACCUGCGAAUUAGAUGAGGAGAGCGAUAGCGCCGAAUAUCCAACCACAUCUGCACCCAAGCACUCGAAUGCUGUUGCAAACACCCCAUCUACAACGAGAGGCUAUUAUCCCCCACGAUCUUGGGAAAAUGUCAAUCUAACAUCUGAGCUCAAGGGGAAGGAUGGAGUCCUAGCUCUUGAUUUCUCAUCCGACCGAGCCUUGGAGCUGCAUCCCAAGAAGCUCCUUGGUUACUACCUGAACCCCCCAGAGACAGUUGGGACACCAUCAAAACCGAACAUUAGCAUAGAUAAUAAUCAGCAAUGCUACAGCCGACUCGAAGAGGGCGAAGAAUUCCAGAAGCGCAAAUUUCCCUCUCUAUCCUCUGGGUCGAAAAGGAGCACAGCGAAGCUUCCUAGAAGCGCCAAGAAGGUCGAUGCGAUUGAGAAGGAAAGAUGGAUGCCGGAGCAGCUUGCUACAUCCCUUUUACGCGAUGACAUUUCCCUCGAACAGUCCGGAUUGCCUAAUGCGGACUUGGAUUGGCAGCCUGUUUCAGCCUUCGAUAAUUGCAGCAGCUUUGUAGCUGCUACCAAAGAUUUUGAUGACGGUAUGAUUUUGGAUGGAGGGGUGCACGGCGACAAACAAACCUCAAAGGUUCGAAUUGGAAGCGACAGCUGGAUAUCAUCUUCGAUGGUCGAAAUCAGCCUCUUUGGCGAACCGUUGGACUACCUUGGGCAUGAAGCUACAAAAGCCACUGGGGAGUUGGACUACGAGAUAGUGGACUCCACAAUGGCACCCGAAGUCAUGGAUUGCUCAGAUAUGGAGGCUCUAAUGGACAUGGAGGAAUGCGUCACGAAUAUCACCCACGAUACAGACAAAGACUAUAUGGACACCGCUUCGAACAUGAUCGCUGCAAGUUCAGUCACCUGCGACACGAGCACAAGCGGCAUAGAGGAACGUUCUGAACCCUGGCUUGAGUCGAGGGUUCGACGAAGCCCUGGGCCGAUAAGAAUCGGAAACGAAGACUUGAAUAUGGACAUCUUUGAUGGGUUUGGGAGGUUUUGGCAACGACAGAGGUAUUACUGA
Aspergillus sclerotioniger CBS 115572 is the source of this 1893-nucleotide messenger RNA. RefSeq lists its product as uncharacterized. The record is from RefSeq and is a predicted model, not a curated record. The transcript has 3 exons. The coding region runs from base 1 to 1893 and encodes 630 amino acids. NCBI's taxonomy places the organism in Eukaryota, Fungi, Ascomycota, Eurotiomycetes, Eurotiales, Aspergillaceae.